Messenger RNA from Theileria orientalis strain Shintoku, 807 nucleotides. Its product is annotated as 60S ribosomal protein L7a. NCBI's taxonomy places the organism in Eukaryota, Apicomplexa, Aconoidasida, Piroplasmida, Theileriidae. Bases 1 to 807 code for a protein of 268 amino acids. Gene Ontology annotation, biological process: ribosome biogenesis. Gene Ontology annotation, cellular component: ribonucleoprotein complex. The record is from RefSeq and is a predicted model, not a curated record. The transcript has a single exon.
AUGGCUCCAUCUGGUAAAAAGAGUAAGAAGCAGCCCGCUCCGGCUCCUUUGGCCAAAGUAGUGAAGGCCACAAAAGUUAAGAACCCAAAUUUUGAGAGAACCCCUCGUGAUUUCGGAAUAGGCCGCGCCAUUCGCCCCCGAGUCAACCUGUCUCGUUACGUUCGCUGGCCCAGGUACGUAAGAGUUCAGCGCCAGCGCCGCGUGUUGCUCCAGAGGCUCAAAAUCCCACCAUCUCUCAACCAGUUUAACUACACAGUCGAUAAGAGCCAAGCGUUGCAGUUGUUGAGAUUUCUGAGCAAGUACAAGCCCGAGACGAAGAAGGAGAAGGCCGCCAGGUUGCUGAAGGACGCCGAAACAGUGGCUUCAGGAGCAGAGUUGGCAUCGAGUAAGAAGCCAUACAUGCUGAAGAGUGGUUUGAACCACGUUACCAACCUAGUCGAGUACAAGAAGGCAAAGCUCGUAGUUAUCGCUCACGACGUGGAUCCAGUGGAUCUGGUCCUCUGGCUCCCAGCCCUCUGCAGGAAGAAGGAGGUGCCCUACUGCAUUGUCAAGGGGAAGAGCAGGCUCGGUAAGUUGGUACACCAGAAGACCGCAGCAGUCGUGGCAGUGGACAACGUGAGGAAGGAGGACCAGGCAGAGUUUGACAACCUCGUCAAGGCCUUCAUGCCUAUGUUCAACGAUAACGCCGAGUUGAGGAAGCGCUGGGGAGGACACGUCAUGGGAAUCAAGUCGCAGCACUUGAUAGCGAAGCGUGAAGCCCUAAUCGCCAUGGAAAACGCGAAGAAAUUAGGAUUGACCUAUAACUAA